This is a messenger RNA of Oreochromis niloticus (Nile tilapia), 2506 nucleotides long. RefSeq lists its product as uncharacterized. NCBI's taxonomy places the organism in Eukaryota, Metazoa, Chordata, Actinopteri, Cichliformes, Cichlidae. The coding region runs from base 157 to 1854 and encodes 565 amino acids. The transcript has 4 exons. The record is from RefSeq and is a predicted model, not a curated record.
GAUAAAAUGUGAGUUUGUAAGUGAGCGCGUGUGCGACCCAGCGCACUCGUGGAAAAACCUUGUUGUUUCGUCGAGCUGCGUGAAAUGAAAUAACCGAACAGGAAACAUCGAUCGAGCUUCCUUCUUCUGGAUCAAGUGAGAACAGGUGAAUUCACCAUGGGCCGGCUCGAUGAUGCUGCAAAGCACAAAGUGGUAGAGCUGCGGAAGGCUGGCCUGAGUUUCCGUAAAAUCAAAGCUGUGCUGGAGCUGGAGAACAUUAAGGUUUCCGCUCAGGCCAUCUACUUGUUCCUGAGAGAGUUCCAGGGGAGGCCGCCAGGGAGGGUGAGACCUGUAGAGCCUGGAAGUAGCACAUCACCAGCACAGGUGCAAGCUCAAACUGGAGCAGUACAGCAGACCUGGAGUAACAUUCAAAUCCGAAACCUAUUACGGGAUUCAUCUCAACGUCCUGGCUUUGCAGCUGCUGCUGACUUUGCUAAACAGACUCCCACCAACUCAGAGGGCUCUUCCUCCGGGGAAACCAGUGGAGGCAACAGGAAAGAACAGAAACCUGAAGAACAUAAGGAUGAAAAUGAUAUCCAGAUUGUCAGUGUCACGUCACUCGCACAGCAGAGCCAACAAAGAGCUCCCCAGUCCACUCUACCAAGGUCAGAAACCAGUGCUAUGACUUCCACGCCAGCAGUGAAGCGGAGAGUCACACCUUCUCCAGCCACUAGUUCAAUGCUGGCAGCUCGAAAGAGACUUUUGGAUAAAGCAUUGUCACACAGAUUGAAGUUUUCAACAGUGGCGUCAUUGUUAAGGAGAGAUCCCUCAAGUGUCCAGGGCGCUGACAUGAGGAAUGCUGUGUCACAGCCACCUGAAACCUACGAUCUGACCACUGAAAAGACUGUUACAGGGAAUCAGCCUGGAAGUAGCAGCGCUCCUAGACGUUCUCUCACCCAGAGACCAGGGCUAUCUGUUCGUUCCCUUCCUCCUCCCCCUCAUCCUCCUCCUCGAGUUGGGAUUCGUCUUUCUAACCGGCCGCAAGCACCUUUAACAUCUGCGUCUCCCGGGGGCGCUGUUGUCCGCAUACAGGCCCCUGUGAGUCAGGGUGCCUCUCGUACUGAAGGGAACCCGAGUCCUCAGCAGGCAGCCCAGGACGCUGGAGUCAGAAGUGGUUUCCAGGAUCAGAUUCAGAGUUUGGGCUCUGAAGUGCGCAGCUUGGGCCUGGCAGUGAAGAUGCUUGUAGAGCAGCAGUGCCGUCUGGAGAGGGAGCAGUCGCAGCAGACCCAAAUUCAGAAGCAGAUCCUCAACACUCUACAGACCAUUGCAACCAAAAUGGGUCACGGUAGCGGUGUUCAAAAGCAGCAAAACAAAACUCCUUCACCCUCUGCUUUGGCAGCAGCUUCUGCCUCUACCUCGUUUAACCAAGACACCUUCAGUUUUAGUCAAGGCACUUACACUCAGUGUAGCCAAACCCAGCCUAGCUACAGCUCUUUAGAAGGUUUAGAAAAUGUGGAGGCCUUUAAAUUGCCAGGACUCAGUCCUACAAGCAUGAAUGGGUUUCCACCAUGUAGCAGUGCUGAAAGCCUUCCUCUUACUCACACCCCUUCUCAAACACAACCUUAUUCAGCUGCAUAUAUUCAGCAAACCAGUCAAGCACUCAUGCCUCCCUACACACAAUCCUAUGUCUCCACAUACAGCAUACAGUCACAUCCUCAGACUUUCAGAGCAUUAGAGAGUAAAACAUCGGAAUUCCAAAGCAGCUGCUCAACAAGGACUUUCCAGGACUGCAGCGUUUCCACUCAACCAGUGCUGAACUCGGACCACCCUUCACAGGAUCAGCAGAUUAAUAUUAUCAAAGUGGAAGGACCAUAGAUAGCUUUAGAUUCCACGCACUGUUUGAGGACCACAAGGGCUUUGAUGUACUUUUUUAGAGUAACUGUAGCAUUAUGAACAUGUUUUCAAAUAUAACAAUAAACAAUGUAGCAAUUUUUUUUAUUUAUUUCCAAAGGGAGAGGGUACAAUCAGCAAUAUAAUACACUGAUUACAAUCUUUUAGUAAAUGUUAUAAUUUGUAUUUACUACAGGCAACGAUUAAAUAAUUCUCACAUUUUAAAUGACAUGUUUAUCUUAUAUCACCAUGACUGGCAUUAUCAACUGUUAAUUUUCAUACAUCUGGGCAAACUGAUUAAAAAACAUAAGGACCUUAUUACGAUCCAAAGCAUGCUUCCAUUUCACUAUGUUAGAGAUGACAAGCUAACAUAUGAAACUGAGAAUGCUUAAAUAAAAAAAACGUAAUUCUUACAAGGGGCGAUUCAGGACAAAAUCAGAUGUGUGUAUAUUUUUUUCUGUGGUAGGUAUUUGUAUUUAGCCAUGUAGAUUGGUGAUGAGUUUUGGGUGUCUGCCUUAUUUUGAAUGUAAAGGAAGAAGACAACACUUUCACUGUUAUGCUAAAAAAAAUUACUGGUAAUGUUUCUUUCUGUAAAACUUUGUUUGUUUUUUUUACAGAAAAAAAUCAGGUGCUUUUA